Messenger RNA from Diutina rugosa, 498 nucleotides. Its product is annotated as succinate dehydrogenase cytochrome b subunit SDH3. The record is from RefSeq and is a predicted model, not a curated record. Gene Ontology annotation, molecular function: electron transfer activity; succinate dehydrogenase activity. NCBI's taxonomy places the organism in Eukaryota, Fungi, Ascomycota, Pichiomycetes, Serinales, Debaryomycetaceae. The transcript is spliced from 2 exons. Gene Ontology annotation, biological process: mitochondrial electron transport, succinate to ubiquinone; tricarboxylic acid cycle. Bases 1 to 498 code for a protein of 165 amino acids. Gene Ontology annotation, cellular component: membrane.
AUGCUUGCUAGAUCUGCGUUGGCCGCCGCCCUCAGACCGUUGGCGAGAACGUCGUUCCGCACCAUCCAGACCGUCCGGGACAACGCCGCCCUGGAGGAGAAGAUCUUGACCGCCCAGAGAGCCAACCGGCCCGUGUCGCCUCACUUGAAAAUCUACCAGCCCCAGCUUACCUGGGUGUUGCUGGGUUUGCACAGAAUCACCGGUGUGGCUUUGGCCGGUGCCUUCUACGCGUUGACUUGCACUUACGCCGCCACCCUGAUUCUCGACAUCCCCUUCUCUGCUGCUUCCGUGGUGAGCGCUUUCGCGUCGUUGCCCGUCGCCGUCAAGGUGUUGACCAAGGCCGCCGGCGCCUACCCGUUCUUCUACCACGGGCUCAACGGUAUUAGACACUUGAUCUGGGACACCGCGCACGAGUUGACGAAGAAGGGCGUGUACAGAACCGGGUACGCCGUGCUUGCCCUCACCGGGUUGUUGGGCACCUACUACACCUUCUUCUAA